Messenger RNA from Peronospora matthiolae, 549 nucleotides. Lineage: Eukaryota; Oomycota; Peronosporomycetes; Peronosporales; Peronosporaceae. The record is from the annotation of a GenBank genome assembly.
AUGCGCGAGCAAGGCCGCCGAGAGCGCGUCCGCACGUCUCUGUGCGCUGGUCGUGAAGACACUCAUGUCUUCACAGAGUAUGAGCUCGGUGUCUCAUACUCUCCUGAUACGGAAGACGGAUCCGUAUCGACGGCGAUCGAAUCCAAGCCGCCUGCCAAGCGUGGCAUGGAUGAUGCUAUGCGUCGUAGCAUCUUUGGUUCAUCUGAUGAAUCAGAUGAACCAUCGCCGGAGCGAAGGCGCUCGAGGUCGCGAGACUCGGGCGCUAAUAGUGGUGUCGGUUCUCCUAUGGACACCACUUCACAGCGAGGUGCCAGUCCUUCUGUCGGCACAUCGCAGGAAGAGCAGGACCGCAAUGUCUUGCGUCUCGCUCCUGAGAAGAAGGCAUGGAUGCCUCCUAAAUCUGUCAUGGAUCACUUGUCGGCGACGACGAGUGAUCGUUAUCGAACACGGUUGUUCGAUUCGUCAGAGAUCCAUCACCUUGACCUCAGCGCGAAAAACUAUCGCGCUGAGAAUGAAUUCUUCAUCGAUGCUUUCAUUAAACAUCGAUAA